CUUCUUUGUUACCUCCGAGCUGCUGCUUUCGGCGAGUCUGGCCCCAAAAGGGACUCUCAGCUUUCUCUCACGGAGCGGCGCUUCCCACUUCAUGUUUGGCUUCACGGUUUUCCGUAGAAAAAGCUGAAGGUAUUCCAGGGCUGAAAUCAGCAGUAUUUGAUGACUUUAGCAAAGAGGAAGAAUGGAAGAUAAUGCUUUUAGAUGAUUACACUACUAAAUUACUGUCACUGUGCUGCAAAAUGACUGAUCUACUGGCAGAGGGUGUCACAGUGGUGGAGAACGUGUAUAAAAUGCGUGAGCCUGUGCCACACAUGAAGGCAAUAUAUUUAAUAACUCCCACUAAAAAGUCUGUAGAUGGACUGAUUGAUGAUUUCAUCACUAAAUCAUCUAGCAGAUACAAAGCAGCUUACGUGUAUUUCACUGACUUUUGUCCUGACAGCCUCUUCAAUAAAAUUAAGGCUUCAUGUGCAAAAUCAAUCAAGAAAUGCAAGGAGAUCAACAUUUCCUUCUUCCCUUAUGAGUCUCAGGUAUUUACUCUCAACAUCCCAGAUGCAUUCUACCGCUGCUACAGUCCCACUCUGGAAAGGACAAAGGAUAAAGAUGCUGUACUGCAAGUCAUGGCUGAACAAAUUGUUACCUUAUGUGCCACACUAGAUGAGAAUCCAGGAGUACGAUAUAAAAGUGGACCAUCUGACAGAGCCAGCAAACUUGCACAGCUUGUUGAAAAAGCUCUUGAAAACUACUACAAAACAGAUGAGAAAAGCCAAAUAAAGGCUAAAACCCACUCCCAACUAAUAAUAAUUGAUCGUGGCUUUGACCCAGUAUCAACUGUGCUCCAUGAGCUCACCUUCCAGGCAAUGGCAUAUGAUCUGCUACCCAUUGAAAAUGAUACUUACAAAUACAAAACAGAAGGCUCUGGUGGGAAGGAAAAGGAGGCAAUUUUGGAGGAAGAUGAUGACCUGUGGGUGAAGAUGCGGCACAAGCAUAUUGCAGAUGUGAUAGAGGAAUUACCAAAACUUUUGAAAGAUGCUUCAUCAAAAACAAAAGCAGCAGAAGGAAAACUAUCCAUAUCUGCUCUGUCCCAGUUGAUGAAGAAGAUGCCACUCUAUCGUAAAGAGAUUAGUAAGCAAGUUGUUCAUCUUAACAUAGCAGAAGAUUGCAUGAGCAAGUUCAAAUCCAACAUAGAAAGGCUCUGUAAAACUGAACAGGACUUGGCUCUUGGAACUGAUGCAGAAGGUCAAAAAGUAAAAGACUCUAUGAGGGUCCUUCUUCCAGUUCUGCUGAACAAAAGUCAUGACAGCUAUGACAAAAUCAGAGCUAUUCUCCUGUAUAUCUUUAGCACAAAUGGAACUACCCAGGAGAACUUGGACAAGCUGAUCCAGAAUGUACAAAUAGAAAGUGAUAGUGAUAUGAUAAGAAAUUGGAAAUACCUUGAUGUUCCUGUUAUCUCUUCAUUUGUUGCUCAGCAGCAUAAAUAUGCAAGAAGGGACCGUUCUAAGGAAGAAACCUUUCAGCUUUCUAGGUGGACUCCUGUUAUCAAAGAUGUCAUGGAGGAUGCUAUAGAAAACAAAUUAGAUUCAAAAGACUGGCCUUAUUGUUCCCGGUGUCCUCCCACCUGGAAUGGUGCAGGAGCAGUAAGUGCACGGCAGAAGCCCAGGGCGAGCUGCAGAGAGGAGCGGAGGAGCAGUGCCAGGCUGAUCGUGUUUGUGAUCGGGGGAGUCACCUACUCGGAGAUGCGCAGCGCCUACGAGGUUUCCGAGGCCUACAAGUCCUGUGAGGUUGUUAUUGGUUCUACUCAUAUUUUGACACCUAGAAGACUGCUAGAGGAAGUGAAGAGCCUUAGUAAACCCAAGGAUAUGGUCUGCAUUAAGGAUGAAUAGAUACGGUGAUGUUUAUGAUGCAUUAAAACCACACACAAUCUGUACAUAUUCUAAUGGAACUGACUUUUUCAAAUACUGCACUUCAAUACUACAUGGUUCCUAAUGGGAGGUCAUGUUAUAAUUUAAAUUUGCUGCUUUUGGGGGAGUAAAAGGCAGAGAGAUGAAAAGAUAAACACAUGUGUUUCUUAUGUUUUGUUUAGUAUUACACUGCAAGUGCUUUUUCAAAAGGGCAUGUUUGUUCCUAACUAAUUAUGCUAAAAAUUAUUGUAAUGAUAUAUAAACUGGAAUUGUCUUUGAGAACUGUGAAAGCUUUCUAUAACAUAAUUUCUUUCUAAAAAUGACUGACUUAAAAAGGGCUUAGGCACUUGGGUAAGGGCUUCAAGAGAAAACUUGUAAAUAUGGGUUUAGGGUAAAAAUGUUUCAUGUAAGUUCAGUGUCUUAAAGUGUAAUGUUUUCUGUAAAAAUAACUCACUGAAAAUUCUUCAAGUAUGUGUAAUUGUGAAAAAUCUAAAGGCUUUUUAGAUGGUUCUGGGUAAGGUAGAUAGUUAAUCACUGAAUUAUUGAGCUGUUCCAAUCACAAAUAACUUUGGAGAAAUGCUGUCAACUGUGCACUGAAGUACACUUUAUAUUUAAGUAUAUGAGAGAUUAUUACUGAAGAUUUUUUUAAAAAGAUAAUUUCUUAGCAAAUUUCUUAUGAUUGUCUACGUAGUCUGUCUGUUUCAGAAUUGAAUUGCCUGUGAUACAGAAAUUCCAAAACUAAGCAUGUCUCUGAGGAAGUAGAGGCAAGGGGAAAGGAGAGGAUGAAAAGGGAAGCAGCUCAGUCUUUCAAAGGGCUUGGUAAUUUGGAAAAGAAAAGCACAAAGCAAACAAAAUGACAAAACCUGAUGUACUAAAGAUAAUUUACUUUUUAAAAGUUUUGUAACAUACUAAGAAAUACUUAAAUUUGCAUUGAAGGGAAUAAAAAAUCAUAUUGUAUGGAUUCUGUAGUACUGAUACUGUUUACAUUUCUCUUCAAAAAUUACUUAAUUAAAAUUACUGAACUUUUAAAGGGAUGUCAUAUUUAUGUGCCUUGAAAUGUUAUUUUGUUUUAUGUAGAAUACAAGAGAAAUGUUAUAACAAAAAAGAAUAGAUUAUUCAUGGCCUUGUGUUGACACUUUUUCAAUUAUGAGUAUUUAUUUUUUGUUCUGUGAUUUUGGUUUUUUUCCCUUUAUUUUUGCCCUCAGGUUAACCGGUACUUUAAGAGAACAUUUUUUUAGAUGAGUUCAUUCAGAGUUAAUUAGAAGGUGGAAAAAGGUCAAGUUCUCCCCCUACAUCAGAGAGGAAUGAAAGGGGAGAACAUGACAUAAUGAUUCUAAAAUGUUGCAGAACAUGAGGCAUGAUCAGAAUAAGUGGCUGUAGCUUUCAAAUGCACCAAAAUGAGUUUGGAAUUUAAUCUACACUGACUUUUUUUUCAGUAGGACUACAGAACAACACUCUUAAAUCAAUUCAUUCUUCAAAUACCAUGUACAUCACAGCCUUGAAAAAUGCAGCAGAAAUAUCUGUGUUGUUUUUGUGAAUUCUUGUUUAUAACUCUAACACAGUAGAAAUUCAGAGUAAAAGUAUUUAUCUAAGAAAUGCUAUAUUUAGUGUUUACUAAAGAUGCACACUUUGAAAUUGGUGCUGAAAAAUUAUACUAAAAUGAUACAUGCUUCUUA
This is a messenger RNA of Ficedula albicollis (Collared flycatcher), 3574 nucleotides long. It is a transcript of the gene STXBP3, whose product is annotated as syntaxin binding protein 3. Gene Ontology annotation, cellular component: plasma membrane; secretory granule. Lineage: Eukaryota; Metazoa; Chordata; Aves; Passeriformes; Muscicapidae. Gene Ontology annotation, molecular function: syntaxin binding. The transcript is spliced from 19 exons. The record is from RefSeq and is a predicted model, not a curated record. The coding region runs from base 192 to 1880 and encodes 562 amino acids. Gene Ontology annotation, biological process: vesicle-mediated transport; intracellular protein transport; neurotransmitter secretion.